UCCAUGUUGCGGCGCUGCGUGGCACUGGGCACCGACUGGCUCUGACUGCACCGCACACACAUGACUUUAUGGUCCCGACACUUGGCACAUUCGGCGGCCGACAAGGAGCCGUCAGUCCGGGCGCCGCUACCUGCAGCAGACCGUGCUUGCGCCGCGUACACCCAUGGGUGUCGCUACUGUGACCGUCUCCUGCGUUUGGGCUGAAUGUUUUGCCGCUGUGCUCGGUGCAGUUAUUUUCAGAGUCACUCGCUCAAAGGCAGUUAUUACGGACGGGUUGGAAACGUGCAGCCUGCUCGGGUAAUUUGGAUUGAGGAGCCGCACGGAGCGCUGCAGCAGACACGGAGCCGGAGCCGCCGCAGCAGCAGGAACAGCAGAGGAGGCACGUUUGUAAUGCCAAAAAACUGUCGAGAAAAACAAAGCUUCAAGUCUAGUAAAAAGAGAGCUGUUGGGUGUCCCCUCUGGAGAGGGAUCAGGACUGUGGUUCAGCCCAGCGAAAUGUAGCGCCUCACUGCCCUCAAAGCCGGAUUUGGAGACCUGCCUGCUGUCUACUCAUGAUUUCUCUGUAGUCUAGUCCGGGGCAUCUGCUGCAGUCAUGUUUAGGAACAGCUUGAAGAUGUUGCUGACGGGAGGGAAGGCCAACCGCAAGAGUCGCAGCAGCGAUGGCGGCAGCGAGGACCUGGCAGACCCCCGCUCGCCCAGUCUAGACCCUCACCUGAGCCACGUCGGCCAAGGUGGCAGCAUCGACAGCGACUGUGCCUUUGAAGGAGACUACGCCGUGCCCCCGCUUCACAUGACUGAGGGCAUGCAGCACAUUCGAAUCAUGGAGGGCGUGUCGCGCUCGCUGCCCUCCUCCCCGCUGCUCACCCACCAGACCAUCAGCGUCCGGCUGCAGCCGGUCAAGAAGCUCACAGCCCCUCUGCGGAAAGCAAAGUUUGUGGAGAGCCCUCGCAUUCCACAAUCAGAGCUUGGCUCCCCUACACACACCUCCACCACUGCCAGGAAUCCAGACCUGGACACAUACCGCCCUGGGGAGUCAAGCCAGGAGCUGGGCCCCCCUCCGUCGGUGGAUGAGGCAGCCAACACAUUGAUGACGCGCCUGGGUUUCCUUCUGGGAGACAAAGUGAGCGAGGGGCCAGCCGGCACCCAGUACAGCAUGGAGGAACCCGAGGCGAGACAGGGCCAGAACCAGAGGAUCAGCCCGUGCUCCACCCUGACCAGCAGCACUGCCUCCCCCCCUGCAGGCAGCCCCUGCUCCACCCUCCCCCCCGCCAUGCCCGGCCAGGCCGGGAACAAGGACUGCGCCUACGGUUCUGUCACCAGCCCCACCUCCACGCUGGAGAGCCGGGACAGCGGCAUCAUCGCCACUCUGACCAGCUACUCGGAGAACAUGGAGCGAGGCGGCAAGUACGGCGAGGGCUCCCGGGGAAACCUGAAGCUGUGGCAGUCCCAGAAAUCAGGCAUGGACUCGUUCCUGUACAGAGUGGAUGAGAACAUGACCGCCUCCACCUACAGCCUCAACAAAAUCCCUGAGCGCAACCUGGAGAGCAUGUCCUCCCACUCCGCCCACUCCAUCCCUCUGUACCUCAUGCCCCGCCCCAACUCUGUGGCUGCUACCAGUUCAGCCCACCUGGAGGACCUGGCAUACCUGGAUGAGCAGAGACACACUCCAUUACGCACCUCGCUGCGCAUGCCCAGACAGAGCACCACCUGCGGGCCGGGUCGCUCCGGGCAGGACCUGAGAGCUUCCGCUAAUAACACCCAUGCCUGGCAAUCCCAGUCACUGCGAUUCGCGCCCUACCGGCCUCAGGACAUCGCCCUGAAGCCGCUGCUGUUCGAGGUGCCGAGCAUCACCAUGGACUCGGUGUUCACGGGCCGCGAGUGGCUCUUCCAGGAGAUCGACGCGCACCUCAACAGCCCCAACAGCGGGACCAACCGCGGCGUGGCCGUGGUGGGAAACAUCGGCUUCGGCAAGACGGCGAUCAUCUCUCGCCUGGUGGCGCUCAGCUGCCACGGCACGCGCAUGAGACAGAUCGCCUCGGACAGCCCGCAGGCCUCGCCCAAACAUGGAGAGGGGCUCCCUCUCACCCAGCCCCAGCCCACGCACGGCACCCUGGGAGGAGGCAGCUGUCCCGGGACCCCCGAGAUGAGGCGGCGUCAGGAAGAAGCCAUGAGGAGGCUGGCGUCCCAGGUGGUGGCGUACCACUACUGCCAGGCAGAUAACGCCUACACCUGCCUGGUGCCGGAGUUCGUGCACAACGUGGCGGCUCUGCUGUGUCGCUCUCCACACCUGGUGGCCUACAGGGAGCAGCUGCUGCGGGAGCCGCACCUGCAGAGCAUCCUGAGCCUGCGCUCCUGCGUGCAGGACCCCCUGGCCUCCUUCAGGAGGGGGGUCCUCGAGCCCCUGGAUGCACUUUACAAAGAGAGGAAGAUCAACUCGGAGGAGGACCUCAUCGUCCUCAUCGACGGUCUAAACGAGGCAGAGUUCCACAAACCGGACUACGGAGACACCAUCGUGUCCUUCCUCACCAAAACCAUCAACAAGUUCCCUCCCUGGCUCAAACUGGUGGUCACCGUCAGAACCACGCUACAGGAGAUCACCAACGCGCUGCCGUUCCACCGCAUCUCUCUGGACGGCCUGGAGGAGAACGACGCCAUCGACCAGGACCUGCAGGGCUACAUCCUGCACCGCAUCCACAGCAGCCCCGAGAUCCAGAACAACAUCUCCCUCAACGGCAAGAUGGACAACACCACCUUUGGCAAGCUCAGCGCCCACCUCAAGGCCCUGAGCCAGGGCUCCUACCUGUACCUCAAGCUCACCUUUGACCUCAUCGAGAAGGGCUACCUUGUUCUCAAAAGCUCCAGCUAUAAGGUGGUUCCAGUGAACCUGGCAGAAGUUUACCUGCUGCAGUGCAACAUGCGCUUCCCCACGCAGUCGUCGUUCGAGCGGGCGCUGCCUCUGCUCAACGUGGCCGUGGCCUCGCUCCACCCGCUGACCGACGAGCAGAUCUACCAGGCCAUCAACGCCGGCUCGCUGCAGGGCACUCUGGACUGGGAGGAUUUCCAGCAGCGUGUUGACAACCUGUCAGUCUUCCUGGUGAAGCGGCGGGACGGGACCAGGAUGUUCGUCCACCCGUCCUUCAGGGAGUGGCUCAUCUGGAGGGAAGAAGGAGAGAAGACCAAGUUCCUCUGCGACCCGAGGAGCGGUCACACCCUACUGGCCUUCUGGUUCUCUCGGCAGGAGAACAAGCUGAACAGACAGCAGACGAUCGAGCUGGGCCAUCACAUCCUCAAAGCACAUAUCUUCAAGGGUCUCAGCAAGAAAGUCGGGGUUUCCUCAUCCAUCUUGCAGGGCCUGUGGGUAUCCUACAGCACAGAGGGCCUUUCAGCUGCACUUUCUUCACUGCGAAACCUCUACACUCCCAACAUCAAGGUGAGCCGGCUGCUGAUGAUGGGCGGAGCCAACGUGAACUACCGCACAGAGGUGCUGAACAACGCCCCGGUCCUGUGUGUGCACUCUCACCUGGGCUACAUGGACAUGGUGGCUCUGCUGCUGGAGUUCGGCUCCUCGGUCGACAACCCGUCUGAAAGCGGGCUCACGCCACUCGGCUACGCCGCCGCCGGGGGACACAUGGCCAUCGUCACCGCACUCUGUCGCAGGAGAGCCAAGGUGGACCACCUGGAUAAGAACGGUCAGUGCGCUCUGGUGCACGCGGCCCUCAGGGGCCACAUGGAGGUGGUGAAGUUCCUGAUCCAGAGCGACUGGAGCCUGGGGCCGCAGCAGCAGCAGCAGUCGCCUCAGAGCCAGCAGCAGGCGGCCUUCACCAAGAGCCACGCCGUGCAGCAGGCGCUCAUCGCUGCAGCCAGCAUGGGAUACACAGAGAUCGUGUCCUACCUGCUGGACCUGCCAGAGAAAGAUGAAGAGGAGGUGGAGCGGGCUCAGAUCAAUAACUUUGACACCCUGUGGGGAGAGACAGCUCUGACUGCAGCCUCGGGUCGGGGGAAGCUGGAGGUCUGUCGUCUGCUCCUGGAGCAGGGGGCGGCGGUGGCCCAGCCCAACAGACGAGGCAUCGUCCCGCUGUUCAGCGCCGUCAGACAGGGACACUGGCAGAUCGUGGACCUCCUCCUCACACACGGCGCAGACGUCAACCUGGCUGACAAGCAGGGACGUACUCCUCUGAUGAUGGCCGCCUCAGAGGGACAUCUGGGGACCGUGGAGUUUCUACUGGCUCAAGGAGCCUCCCUGUCCCUGAUGGAUAAGGAGGGCCUGACCGCUCUGAGCUGGGCCUGUCUGAAGGGACACCUGCCCGUCGUCCGCUGCCUGGUGGAGAGCGGCGCCGCCACCGACCACGCCGACAAGAACGGACGCACGCCGCUCGACCUGGCCGCCUUCUACGGCGACUCUGAAGUGGUCCAGUUCUUGGUGGACCACGGCGCCAUGAUCGAACACGUAGACUACAGCGGGAUGCGUCCUCUGGACCGGGCGGUGGGCUGCAGGAACACGUCGGUGGUGGUCGCCCUGCUCAAGAAAGGAGCCAAGAUAGGAUGUCAGACGCUGCCCAGUCGGCCCCGAGGUCCAGCCACAUGGGCCAUGGCCACCUCCAAACCCGACAUCAUGAUCAUCUUACUCAGCAAACUCAUCGAGGAGGGGGACAGCUUCUACAAGAAGGGGAAGGUGAAGGAGGCGGCGCAGCGUUAUCAGUACGCCCUCAAAAAGUUUCCACGUGAAGGCUUCAGCGAGGACCUCAAGACGUUCAGGGAACUCAAAGUAUCGCUCUUCCUCAACCUGUCCCGCUGUCGGAGGAAAAUGAACGACUUUGGGAUGGCUGAGGAAUUUGCUACGAAGGCUCUCGAACUGAAACCAAAAUCCUACGAGGCGUACUACGCCCGAGCUCGCGCCAAGCGGAGCAGCAGACAAUUUCCUGAAGCCUUAGAGGACCUGAACGAAGCCAUGAAGCAGUGCCCCAACAACCGGGAGAUCCAGCGGCUGCUCCAGCGGGUGGAGGAGGAGUACCACCAGCUGAGCCAGGAGGAGCAGCAGCAGCAGGACCUGGAGCUGGAGCCGCCCCCCUCCCCUCCUCCUACGCCUCCCCCAGAAGACGAGGAGUCCCUGUCCCUGUCCCUGUCCAUGCCCCUCCCUCCUCCCCCAGAGCCGCGUCUGGAGGACAUGGAGCCCGUCCAGGACUUGUUUGAGGACGAGGACUACCUGGAGCAGGAGCUGGAGGCCAUGUCUGUGGGUCUGCCCCCGCCCGAGUCCCUCAGCAACCCGUCCAGCCUCCCCAUCAUCCAGAGCCCGCCGCUGUCCCCCACACAUCCAGACCAGAUCUACCUAACCGGAGGUUCUCCCAUGGGCCAGCCCUACGAGUACCACCCCACCUCCUCCUCCAUGUCCUCCCCGACCCGCGGCUCCUACCAGCCCACGUCGCCCUCCCUGUCCCCGACACACCAGAACCACUACCGCCACAGCCCGCCUCACACCUCCCCGGUGCACCAGUCGUCCUACGGCUUCAGCCCGCCUUCUAUGGGCUCUGGGGGUCAGGGGAUGGACCACCAGAGCCCGCCGCCUUCCCCUUUACGCCGGGCCGCUCAGUACAGAGCCAGCCCGCCGGUGGAGAGCGUGUGUCUGUACAGGUCACAGUCCGGGUCGCCUGUGCGCUACCAGACGGAGCAGCUGCCCGGCCGACCCAAGUCCCCCCUCUCCAAGAUGAGCAGCCAGCGCUCGUUCCAGCUGAGCUCCCAGCCCUCGCUGUCCUCCCAGCACCACCAGGCCCAGGGCCUCCGUCUGCAGCCUUCUAUAGCCCAGAUAGUCCGCACCAACCAGCCCAACAGCCUCUACAGCGGCCAAAUGGGCCACUCCAUGGGCGGGCGCUACCAGGGCGGCUCAGUGGACGUGGAGAGCCGCUUGGUGUACCAGCCCUCCCUGGACGGACGCUCCAUGCCCCAGGUCCAGGCCAGUCUCAGCUCUGGGGCCCUCUGUCAGCACGGCGGCCGAGGAGGGGUUAUGGAGUCGGGCCUGUUGAAGGAUGAACUACCCCAGCGCCCCUCCUCUGCCUACCGCGCCAGCAGCGGGGGCCCGGGGGGCAUCCGUUACAGCCAGACGCCUCAGAUCAGCCGCAGCCAGUCCGCCGCCUACUACCCGGUCUCGGAGCACGUGCUGGAGCGAGCCAACGCCAUGCCCCCCUGCCAGCUGGGCUCUCCUGAGAUCCCCCACAUGGUGAGGCGUCCCGUCAGUGCCAACACCACUGAGAUGAAGCAGCACGUGCCCACCCCGAGGCCGCUCAUCCACUCCCAGAGCGUGGGGCUCCGCUUCUCCCCCUCCAGCAACAACAUCUCCACCGGAUCCACCUCCAACUUGGCGCCGGGUUUCAGGCCGUCCUCGUCCAUUCAGCAGAUGGAGAUCCCCCUGCAGCCCACGUACGAGCGCGCCUGCGACGACAUCUCCCCCAUCUCUCCCUCGCAGGGCGGCGGGGGGCUGUACCCGGGCGAGACCACCCGCUCUCGGAACACGCCGUUCAUGGGCAUCAUAGACAAGACGGCACGGACUCAGCAGUACCUGCAUCAGCCCUCGCGGUCCAGGGGCAUGACCUCCAUGGACUCGGCCAUCAGCCCCACCUCGCCCGGCCAGCUGGUCCAGCAAGGCUCCACCUACAGCCCCCCCGCCUCGCUGGGCAACAUCGCCUACUACAACAAGACCAACAACGCCCAGAACGGCCACCUAUUGGAAGAGGACUACUACACCCAGAACCAGCCCCCCUCGCUGGGCAAGCUGGCCAACGGCUCCCGCGGCGGUGGGGACAUCCUGGAGCGGGUCAGCCAGGUGCCCACAUACCCCGACGUGAAGGUGGCGAGGACUCUGCCCGUGGCUCAGGCCUACCAGGACAACAUGUACCGCCAGCUCUCGCGGGACUCCCGGACCCAAGGCCCCACCUCCCCCAUCAAACCAAAGAGACCCUUUGUGGAGUCAAAUGUGUGAUGGCCUGCCUGUGAUUGGUUGAGUGGACUGGGCUUAGUUAGUUAGUGGGAGUGAGAGGUGAAAAAUAUUUAGCUGACCCUUUGUGUACGUGACACGGACAAACUCAUCGAGAACUCACCGGAGAGAAAAACACACAUUAGACAUUAUCUUAAAAACAUAACUAACACUGAGAAUUAUUUCAUUAUCAUAAUCUGCACACAGGUGGGACCACCAGAGGGGUCCUCCAGUUCUGAAUCAAAGAGCGGUGCACUUCCAAAACGUCGUGUGGCACAAAGUUCCCGCAGGUGAACACGACGACAGGUGAAAGAACUCAUCAUCGGACUCGACUCGUGGACUCUGAAUCCAUCUUCUGUUCUUUCAAAGUGUGCUCUUAACCAAGGUUGCUAGUAGGCUCUAUUCUAUGUAAUACAAUAUUAUAUGUUCAAUACUGUACAUUGCUCAGAAAAAUACAAAUGGCUCAACAACUCAGUACUUAGAGAAAAAUGACAAUAUUUAUAAUUAAGUUAUAUAUUGUACAUAGAAAGAAAACAUAGUUUGCGUUUGAAUUGUAUUCUGUUGACCUGCCUUUGUGUCACAUGGAUGAGCAGCGAGCAGGUGAUGGAGCGAGGGACACCGACCAGCUGACUCAUAGAAUCACCUCCAAUGUGUCAAAAUAAAACAGAUUCUCUCCUGGUUUAAUGCAACAAGAUGCUUUCUGUGCUGCAGAACGUCCUCAAAGCUCUGAAGGCAGCAACUCACAAUAUUCUCUUUCUUUUUUCUUUUUUUACAAUUAUUUUAACUACAAUGGGUGGUGCACAAUGCAUCUGAAUAGUGUAAGGGAUUUUAGGGAAAAUAUUAUAUAAAUUUAUAUCAUAUUAUUAUUUGUGAAAAAAUAUACUAAAAUUAGCAAAAGUAGUUAUAAUGACAGUAACAGAAAUAAAGAAAAGAAUUCAGAAAAUAUUAAAAUAUUCCCAGUAUAAUCCAACAUAACACCUCCAGUUUAUAAUCAUAUAAAAACAAAAAAAAAGAAAAGAAAAAAGUAGGAAAUCUUGACUUUAGAGAAGCAGGAAGCAGAGAAUGUUUUAUCUUUUAAUUUCCUGUCAUUUGAAUAUCUUUAACAGCUAAUUAAAAAAUACACAUAUAGAUAAAAAAUUGUACCCAAAAGUACCAGAAAGGCCUUUUUUUUUUACUCACACAGACUCUGGAAGUACAUUUUUUUAUUUGUUUAAACAGAAACACACAUUGAUUAAAUAAAAAAUAUUUGAAAUAAAAUUUAAAAAAACAUCCAUGCAAUUUUACAGGACGAAUUAAAGUUUGGUAGUUUAACUUUAAAUAUUAAAAGAUAUUUAAAUGUUUUUUAUCAGAAUUAAAAUCCAACCAUUGCACACAGUGCUUACACAUAUAGACUUUGCAGAAUUAUUUGUUAAUUUAAUCUUUUUUUAAUAAUUUAAACCGGCCACUCACUUCACCUUGUUUCUGAGGUUCAGAUCCAUAAAUUAUAAUUUUUUUUAUAUUUUUUUUCAGUGUCAUUAUUGUAUCACAAACCUCAAGAUAAUGUGUAAAGGCUGCAAACUAACAUUUUCUUUACAUAUGUGCUCACAUAAGCAAGUCUCUAUAGUUUUGUACCAGCUCAUAUGAUUGUUUCUGCAGGAUAUGUAGAAUAUAUUGAGGACAGAAUGCUGUGUUAAACUAAUAAAACAUUAAAUUACUUUGACUCUGCAGCUGCAGGAUGAACGAUGCAGUGAAAUGACGAUGAUAAUCCUGUUGCAGGUGAUUUUAUGACAGCGGUCCCGUGUCCCUCCUCAGGUUAAAGGUUCAGGAGUGGUGCGGUACACAUGCUAGUGAAGGGUUAACACAGAAAGUGCUCAGCGAUUAAAAGCAAGCAAAUGCAUACACGACCACUGUUACACACGUUCCCCUUCUUCUCCUCCUCCUGCAUCACUUCGUGUCGUUUUCUUUUUACCCACAAUGCAUUUUUAACUCCGCCACUUCUGCACUAAAAAUGCCUGUUAAGUUCUUAACUAAGGGUGCACUUUAUGUAUUUUACUUACUUUGUUGUUAUGAGUGUUGAAUAUGGAGAAAGUGGGUGUGUGAUCAGGCUGACCAGUGACUAUCAUAGAGACACUAUUAUGAUUAUUAUUAUGAUUAUAUGAUUUACAAAGCAGUGAUGAAUGACAAUAUGAAGAGCAAACAAUGUUUUUAAACCUGGUGAAGAUGUAUAGACUUUCUAGCACAAGUUGUAUAUACUGACUCAGAUAUUCCAGCUCGGGGUUGUUAGUGAAGAUCAUAUUUAACUAUUCCACAUCAUAAAAAAUAUCCAUUAAAGUCCUUUAUCUCUAAAUUAGCCGGUCAGAUGUACUGGUCUUGCACACAUCUUGAAAUUAAUCUACUGCAACAAAGAAAAAAAAACAAGUAUGACUGAAGUUUCAGUGCUCUGAAAAAACUCCAUAUUUGGAGUUUGGGUGGAAAAAUAAGAAGUUAUUUGUAUAUGUGGGAGAAGUUAUGGACCGUUUGUCUGUAACGUUUUAUUUUAAGUUCUCUGAUAAAGAAUAUCUAGUUCCUCCUCAGCUCCACCUGCUCCCAGAGAGAUGCCCGACUUAUCUUUACAGACAUGAAGGUAUAAACUGUAUCAUACUUAAUUUAAGAAGACUUCUAAGUUGAGGAUCUUUGAGGGUGUAUGGUUUCAAGCUGUCUAUGUAUAUUAGUUUGCUGUAAAUAGUCUGAUGCAUGUUCUAUUCUUUCCAUGAGCUCAAGCAGAAACAUGUAUAGCAGUUCUGACUCUGGUGUGUGUGACACAAACGUUCGGAUCAGGAUAAGGAGCCCGAUCGCUGUCCCCCGAAACUGUCCUUAUCAUUUUCCCUUCAGCCUCGCCAGCCAGACAAAAGCAAAAGGUUCCUUUUUAUUUUAUUUUAAUGUGUUUGCUUGCUGAGCAGAGUUCUCUUGUCUGUAAAUGUGAGCUUUCAGAUCGCUGUGAUAAAAAGUUUAAUUAAAAACAAUAAAAAAGAAUGUGUUUUUAUCUCAUGAUAACUGAUUGUAAUCUGUACAGUCAAAACCUAUGUAUUGGAGAAAAAAAGAACAUAUUUAUAAAUGGUUACCAACUGAAA
Messenger RNA from Centropristis striata (black sea bass), 10053 nucleotides. It is a transcript of the gene tanc2b, whose product is annotated as tetratricopeptide repeat, ankyrin repeat and coiled-coil containing 2b. Gene Ontology annotation, cellular component: dendritic spine. Gene Ontology annotation, molecular function: protein binding. The transcript is spliced from 32 exons. The record is from RefSeq and is a predicted model, not a curated record. Lineage: Eukaryota; Metazoa; Chordata; Actinopteri; Perciformes; Serranidae. Bases 593 to 6970 code for a protein of 2125 amino acids. Gene Ontology annotation, biological process: regulation of dendritic spine morphogenesis.